Alternaria burnsii is the source of this 1482-nucleotide messenger RNA. RefSeq lists its product as uncharacterized. NCBI's taxonomy places the organism in Eukaryota, Fungi, Ascomycota, Dothideomycetes, Pleosporales, Pleosporaceae. Gene Ontology annotation, molecular function: heme binding; oxidoreductase activity, acting on paired donors, with incorporation or reduction of molecular oxygen; monooxygenase activity. The transcript has 9 exons. Bases 1 to 1482 code for a protein of 493 amino acids. The record is from RefSeq and is a predicted model, not a curated record.
AUGGAACAGACUUGUGCAGUAUCAAGCGCCAUUGUCAUCUUGUUUAUAGGGUAUAUCGUCUCCCAGCUUGUAUACAACAUUUUCUUCCAUCCACUAGCCACAUUUCCUGGCCCAUUCCUUGCUCGAUCAACACUGCUAUGGCGCAUGUACCACUCCAUGCGCGGUCACUUCCACCUCGUCGUUCAAAAGCAACAUGAGCGAUACGGUAGCGUAUUUCGCGUCUCACCCAACGAACUGUCCUUCUCAUCCUUCCGGUCGUGGAAGGACAUAUACGGCCACGCCACUUCCGGGAAACCAAUCUUGAUCAAGAGCGAGUUUUAUGAUAUGUACGGUGCCGCGUUUGAAUCACUCUGCAUCGGUAGCGAACGUGAUCCCACAAAUCAUUCGCGAAUGAAAAAGUCUUUGUCCGCAGCGUUCUCGACGAAAGCACUAGCGGAACAAGAAAACAUCAUACAGCGCUGUGUUGAUCAGUUUGUAUCGCGGAUUGAAACAGAUGGAGCAAGUAAACAAGGGAUAGAUAUGACGAAAUGGUUUGAGAUGAUCUCUUUUGACAUCUUGGGCGAGAUGGCAUUUGGGGAGAGUUUUGGGUGUGUCGAGAACGGAAGGAGCAGCGCAUGGUCAGAUAUGAUUGUUCAGCAUCUUUUCUAUAUUACAGUCCUAGAUAAUCUCCGAAGGAUACCAUUGUGCGCAGCGCUAGGCAAGAUAUUGUUGCCACGGAUGACGGUCGAAGUGCGUGAUCGUCAUGCAAAAUAUAGCAGAGAAAAGGUAGCGAGGAGACUGAAUAGUGAAAGUGAUCGCCAUGACUUUCUGACAAACAUUUCGGAAAAAGUCAAGGCUGGCGAAUUGUCUCAAGAGGAGAUGACGGCACAUGCAUCUACUUUGAUAAUUGCAGGAGGUGAGACCAUUGCCACCUUCUUCGCAGGAGUAACGUACUUUCUACUCAAGAACCCCGAAGCCUAUCAAAAACUUCGAGAUGAAAUCAGGACGAAUUUUACAUCUCUCGAGAGCAUCACUGCUACAUUGGCAAUGCAACUUCCUUACCUACAAGCCGUGAUCUCAGAAGGACUACGAGUCUAUCAACCGGGGUCACAGGGCUUCCCAAGGCUUUCUCCAGGGGCGAUAAUUGAUGGUCAUUGGGUUCCGAAAGGGACGGAAGUAUAUACAAGCGCAUGGACAGUUCUACACGACGAGAAGAACUUUCACGAACCAUACACAUUCAAACCCGAAAGAUGGCUAGAUCCUGGCUGUUCGGAUAAUUUGAGUGCAAGCCAGCCCUUUUCUCUCGGUCCCAGAGCUUGUCUCGGGAAGAACUUUGCAUAUUUUGAGAUGAGUUUGAUCCUAGCGAAGAUGCACUUCCAAUGCGAUUUGGAGCUUGUUGAUCCUACAUUAGAUUGGUUAGAAGACAGCUAUUUGCAUGUUAUGUGGUGGAAGCCAGCACUAUACAUCAGGUUUAAGACGGCAAAGCUGGAAUAUAGAGUAUAG